UCAUUCUGGAGUAACCUGCCCCGGUCUGCGUCAACAGCCGCUCCGCCGUGUCCGUUUGUUUGUUUGUCGGGUUGGUUCGGCUGCUGGUUCGGCUGCUUUGCACAUAAAGGCCCGGUGUGAGUGUGUUUGCUGAGUCACUGGUUCACCUGUAAACUGUCCCGGUUUUCACUUCCUGUUUGUCUGAUGAGCGUCUGACUGACUGCAAAGCCUCCAUCCAUCCUCCCAGCCUCUACAUCUACAGCUGCACUAUGAGUGUAUGAUGUCUGAGAGCAGCUGCUAUGGCCUGCAGCAGCGGUCAGAGCAAUGCCGAAACUCUGGAGGGGUUCCACGAGGUGAACUUGGCCUCGCCCACCACACCUGACCUUCAGAACCAAGCGGAGCAGCGCCCCCCUGCCCGUCACAGCACACCGCCCACCUCUCUCUACCGCACCCACUCUCUAGGAGCCCCCCCUCCUGGCCUCCCCACCUCCCUGAGGGCUGACCAGCUCCCCACCCAGCCGGUUUACUCCACACCGCGGCACAGCCACAAUGGAAGCGUGCCAGGCCUGGAGGCGGAGUCCGCCGAGGGCAACUUCCUGUCCGGAGAGGACGGGGAGGAGUGCAGCGCUCUGAGCGACAGCCUGUCGCGGCUGCGCAGCCCGUCGGUGAUGGAGGUCCGAGAGAAAGGAUACGAGAGGCUGAAGGAGGAGCUGGCCAAGGCCCAGAGGGAGCUGCUGUUGAAGGAUGAGGAGUGUGAGAGGUUGUCUAAAGUCAGAGAUCAGCUCGGCCAGGAGCUGGAGGAGCUCACCGCCAGUCUCUUCCAGGAAGCUCACAAAAUGGUCAGAGAAGCCAACGUCAAACAGGCAUAUGCUGAGAAACAACUGAAAGAAGCUCUGGGCAAGAUCGACGUGCUGCAGGCGGAGGUCCAGGCCCUGAAGACGCUGGUGCUCUCCUCCCCCACCUCCCCCGUGGGCGAACUCCCCUCUGCAGGAGGAGGCGUGAAGACUCCCUUCAGGAAGGGCCACAGCCGGAACAAGAGCACCUCCUCCGCCAUCCUGGGGACGCAGCCCGACCCGUCGGCCACGCAGCCCAUCGUACGGGAGUGUAGAGAGGUGGACAGUCAGCUGUUCAGCGAGUUCAGGGCGUGGAAGGAGGAGCCCACGCUCGACCGGAGCUGCUGCUUCCUGGAGAGAGUUUACCGCGAGGACAUUUACCCCUGCCUCACCUUCAGCAAGAGCGAGCUGGGUUCAGCCAUCUUGGAAGCCGUGGAGCAGAACACGCUCAGUGUGGAGCCGGUCGGUUUCCAGCCGCUGCCCGUGGUCAAAGCCUCGGCGGUGGAGUGUGGAGGACCAAAUGGACGAAGGGCCGAGCUCGUCACAAAAUGUGCCCUCAGCGGUCAGACCAAAACCUGUAAGCACAGAAUCAAGUUUGGAGAUUCGUCCAACUAUUACUAUGUGUCUCCCUACUGUAGAUACAGAAUCACAGCAGUGUGUAAUUUCUUCACCUACAUUCGCUACAUCCACCAAGGGCUAGUCAAACAGCAGGACGCGGAGCAGAUGUUCUGGGAGGUGAUGCAGCUCCGCAGGGAAAUGUCCUUCGCCAAGCUCGGCUACUACAAAGACCAGCUGUGACGGACGUACUGACAGCCUCGCCCUCCAAUCAACAGCAGACUCUGUCCUGAAGCGCCGCCCCCUCCUCCCCCACCUGGUUUUGGCUUUCAUCCUUUCAUCCGGUCAUUUCAGGAAACCCCUCCCUCUCUCCUCCUCCUCCUCCUUCUUCCCCUCGUGUGAGUGUGUUUUUGUGCGUGAGAGAAAAUAACUGUUGUUUUCAAUCAUCAAAAAAACAAACAAAAAAACAAACAAAAAAAAAAUAGGCUGUGACGUCCGUUGUUGUUACUGAUCUGGAGUUUUGGUGAGUUUCUGCUCAGUUUCAUUCCAAUGUGUUAUUUCCUUUUAUUGAAACAUGUAACACUCCAUUAUUUAAAGACAAGUGGCAUCGAAAGAAGGGUUGAAACUGACAUGUUAGUAUUUAAACCCGCAUGAGGAGCUUGGACUGCUCAAAAAUAAAAAACAAUCAUUAAAUCAGAUUGUAACAAGUCGCUGAAAUUCUUCAAUUAAAGAUAAUUUCCUAGACGCAUUAAGGAGAAUUAGAGCCAGUGUGUGUGUGGGGGCAGUGGAGGGAGGGAGGAAGUGAAAUUAAGUUUUUUUUUCCCAAAGUUUAAGAAUGCAAAGAUAAUCAGAAGAGAAGUACAAACAUUCAGACUGGAUUUAUUUUCUGUAAACGUCCCGUCAACAUUGUAAAACUUGUCUCUUUGUGCAGGAAGAAGAAGUUUUUAUUGAUAAUUUCUUUAGAGUUAAUGAAGUUAUUUUGUUGUUUCGGGUGUUAAAGCUUCAGGAAAGUUGGGUUAAAGGAAAAAAAGAAAAACACUAUGUGAUGUUUUCUCAUCUUUAGAUACUGACAAACAA
Seriola dumerili (greater amberjack) is the source of this 2444-nucleotide messenger RNA. It is a transcript of the gene rab3ip, whose product is annotated as RAB3A interacting protein. The coding region runs from base 279 to 1610 and encodes 443 amino acids. The transcript is spliced from 14 exons. The record is from RefSeq and is a predicted model, not a curated record. Gene Ontology annotation, molecular function: guanyl-nucleotide exchange factor activity. Gene Ontology annotation, cellular component: Golgi to plasma membrane transport vesicle. Gene Ontology annotation, biological process: exocytosis. Lineage: Eukaryota; Metazoa; Chordata; Actinopteri; Carangiformes; Carangidae.